AUGGAAUCCUUUUGUCUCAGAGGAAAUGAUUUUGUCUCAAUUUUUGACUCUGACAUGACAUCCAUACUAUGUAGUUACCUUAAUUUCGAUGAUAUAAUGGAAUCAGUCAUUGGAAUCAAUAAAGAUCUUAAUAUUCUAAUUAAUUAAAAACUUGAUAUCGUAUGGUAAAAUCUAUUUAAGCAAGAGUUUAUGUUCAGAGAUUACCCAGAUCACAGAAGGUAUCAGGGGGAAUCUCAUUUUCAAUACUUUAAAAGAUCCUUCCUGAUCUACAAAGAAGUGAGAUAAGUAAUGAGAAGUAUUUUCAACUUGACAAAUUAAUAAUCAGAAUAAAAGCAAGAGGGAUUCAUUAAGAAAUUUAAAAAUAGAAAAGUUCAUACUUUCAUUGCAGUCUAAGAAAUUAUGUCCUUUCAGUAUGAGUGCUUUUACAAGAAUUUUGAAGAAAAAAACAAUUAAUAGCAAAACAUCAUUUAGUUUUUAAUUGGACAGAACUAAUACUACAUAAUCGAAAACUUCAAGCUAACAACUACUUCAUUUUAUGACCACAAACUAGAGUUAUGCUUGUUGUCACCAUCGUCAAUGAAAAUGAUAUAGAAUAUUCUUAAACAAAGAUAUGGGUUCCAUCAACUUCCAUUAAUGCAUAUUAUGAACUACAGACACUCAAUUAUUGUAGAUGCAGAAAAUAAGUUUGGCAUGGGUCAUGGUGCUCUUAUUUAACAAGGAGGCCCAGAUAGAUCAGUUGUAGUUUUCAUGGCUCCAGAUAUCUUAUCUUAUUUAAGAUAACACAACGAGAAAUUGAAAAAUUAGUACUUUUUCACAAGAAGAGGAAUCAUCGAAACAUAUCCUAGUUAUCCUUAGUUAUUAGGAGGAAGCUUAACAGUUACACAUGGCAUUAAGAUUGAGGCAGUAGCUAAUUAUAUUCAUUUCUUCGGAGUCUUUGACAAAUCUUAUUACAACGAUGAUACUAGAUAUUUCUUUUCUUAUUAGGUCAGAAUAUCAGUUGAUGAGAAUUAUUAAGGGGAAUUCUUCCCUAGUAGACUUAAAUCGAGGACGUGGAAAAUCUAAAUGGGUGAAAGAGUUCAAGAGACAACUGGUCUUGGUGUUAUUGGUGAAUAUCCACUAAUUGAGAGUGGAAUGGAACCAUUUAUAUACGAAAGUUGUUGUCCUACCAAAGUCCUAGGCACAAUUAUGUAGGGUCAUUUUACUUUUGAAGUAUUAGAUGGCCCUUAAAAAGGCUAGGAAAUAACUGCCCUUAUAGAUCCCUUUAACCUUAGAUUAGAUGAUGAUCAUUAGUUAAUAGCAAAUCCCUUGUUUUAAUCCUGGAUGCAUAUGUGA
Molecule: messenger RNA, 1332 nt
Organism: Stylonychia lemnae
Lineage: Eukaryota; Ciliophora; Spirotrichea; Sporadotrichida; Oxytrichidae
Source: the annotation of a GenBank genome assembly